AUGAGCGACACUCGUUUACAGAAUGAUCCUAAUCAAUCUAUAGAGAUGACAACACAUCUCCGACAUCCCUGUACCCAAGAUAAACAACCCAAAAAUUCCACCAAAGAACUCCCAUUAUUCUCAUCACUUUCCUUAUCAAACUCCGAACAAAGGAUCCAUUCUUUUGAAUUAGAAAGUCAAAAUGAACAAUUAAACCAUAUAUCAAGCAUUACAGAUCGUAUCUCAAUGGAUGCAGAAACAUUACAACUACUUUCCCAACCACUCCCAAUGAGAUCAAAUAUCAUGUCAUUUUUCGUCGGUGCAUUCGUCGCAGUAGGUGGUUUCCUUUUCGGCUACGAUACGGGUUUAAUAAAUAGUCUCAUCGACAUGGAAUACGUGAAGACACAUUUGGCGCCCAACCAUGAAUACUUCACCACUAUACAAAUGUCAAUGAUUGUCUCUUUCUUAUCCAUGGGGACUUUCUUUGGUGCAUUGAGCGCACCCUUCAUAGCUGAUUCAUAUGGACGGAAAAAGACAAUUAUAUUUAGUACUGCAUUUAUAUUCUCCAUAGGGAAGAAUUCAUUACAAGUAGCUGCAUCAGAUUGGAAGUUACUUCUAGGAGGUAGAAUUGUAUCAGGAAUUGGUGUUGGUUUGAUAUCUGCAGUAGUACCAUCAUAUCAAGCUGAAUCAGCACAAAAAAAUUUAAGAGGUGCUAUUAUUUCUACUUAUCAAUGGGCAAUUACUAUUGGAUUAUUAGUCUCUAGUGCUGUAUCUCAAGGAACAUUAAACAUGAGGAAUUCUGGAUCGUACAGGAUCCCAAUUGGGUUGCAGUAUGUCUGGUCUUGUUUCUUGGCAAUUGGUAUGUUAUUUUUACCUGAAUCACCUAGAUAUUACGUCAUGAAAGAUGAAUUAGAUAAAGCAGCGAAAUCAUUAUCAUUUUUAAGAGGAAUAACUAUACAAGAUCCAAGAUUAUUGGAAGAAUUAGUGGAGAUUAAAGCGACAUAUGAUUAUGAAGCAUCCUUUGGUCCAUCGACGUUUUGGGAUUGUUUUAAGACAAGUCCAAAUAGACCAAAACAAUCUUUAAGAAUGUUCACAGGGAUAGCAAUUCAAACAUUUCAACAAUUCUCAGGAAUUAAUUUCAUCUUUUACUAUGGUGUUAACUUCUUCAAUAAUACCGGUGUAGCUGAAAGUUAUUUGGUUUCAAUUACAACAUAUGCAGUUAAUGUGGUAUUCAAUAUUCCAGGUAUGUUUCUAGUGGAAAUGGUUGGUAGAAGGAAGAUACUAUUAUUUGGUGGUUUGAUUGUUACAAUAUCAAAUUUUAUAAUUGCAAGUGUUGGUUGUAGUACUGAUUCUAUCAUUGCAAAUAAAGUCAUGAUUGCAUUCAUAUGUGUUUUCAUCGCUGCAUUUUCCGCUUCAUGGGGUGGUGUUGUAUGGGUAAUUUCUGCAGAAUUGUAUCCAUUAGGUGUUCGCUCUAAAUGUACUGCUAUUUGCGCAGCUACGAAUUGGUUAAUAAACUUUAUUUGUGCAUUUAUUACACCGUUUCUUGUUGAUACGGGGUCUCACACUUCAACUAUGGGGGCAAAAAUUUUUUUCAUUUGGGGUGGGUUGAACGCAUUAGGUGUCAUUGUUGUUUAUUUCACAGUUUAUGAAACUGGCGGAUUGACUUUAGAAGAGAUUGAUGAAUUGUAUACAAAAUCGCCAAAUAGUUUCGAAUCUGCCAAAUGGAAUAAGAUUAUAAGGGAACGACCUCUUGGCAAUCCUAUUAAUAGAGUAACUUCACUGAAAAUCAAUAACAAAGUUAUAAACAAAGACGAUGAAAAUAUUACCAAGAAGAUAAACAUAACUUCCAAUGAAGUCGAGAUACCGAACCUCGAUGGAGUAAUUCAAGAUCCUUUAACUCAAGAACAUGAUUUUUCAUUCAUAAACCGAAUUCCUAUCGAACCACUGAGUUCUCACGACAAUUUUGUUGAUCUAGGAAAUGGUUUAGGUUUGAAUACUUAUAAAAGGGGUCCACCUUCAUUUCUUACCGAUUCUAGUGAUGACGAGUCAGGCGAAGGCGGGUCCUUUUCUGUCCAUUAUAGUGGUGACAUUAAAGAUCUCAACAAUGUUAAUACAUAUAUAGCACAAUUGGUGGAUAGUAAUUCGAAUGCAAGUACAAAUACCAAUCAUAGUAUUUCGACCCAUAAAUUUUCACAUAGCAUAGGUACAUUUUCUAGUACCACCCAAGGAACGUCAAAUUAUUCGAACCCAAUCAACUGUAACAGUGAUAAUAAUACUAAUAAUCUUAAUACUAGUAUGAACGAUAUUGAUGGUGGUUUCUCCAGAGCACCACCAAAUGAAACAUUAAGGAGAUACAGUUCUUCUUUGACCAGUAGCGAAAAUGUAAAAUGA
Messenger RNA from Naumovozyma dairenensis CBS 421, 2370 nucleotides. It is a transcript of the gene RGT2, whose product is annotated as glucose sensor. NCBI's taxonomy places the organism in Eukaryota, Fungi, Ascomycota, Saccharomycetes, Saccharomycetales, Saccharomycetaceae. Gene Ontology annotation, molecular function: carbohydrate:proton symporter activity. The transcript has a single exon. Gene Ontology annotation, biological process: transmembrane transport; carbohydrate transport. Gene Ontology annotation, cellular component: membrane. The record is from RefSeq and is a predicted model, not a curated record. Bases 1 to 2370 code for a protein of 789 amino acids.